UCCGUGGGGUGGAGAAAGGACCUCCUGGGCGAUUUUCAGCCGUUCCUGCCCGGGUUUCGCCACCUUGGCUCACCAAGGGCCGCUUCCUGCGCGUGGAAAGGGGAAGGAAGGACGGAAGGAGGUCCCGAGGGGCCGGGCGGGGAUGGGGCGCGGCAGGAUGGGCCCGAGGGGCUUUGGGGGGCUCUGCCUCGCCCUGCUCUGCUCCGGGGCCGCUCUCGGCUCCCAGGAAGAGGAGCAGGGGAGCAGGAACGUCACCGAGGAGAUCCCGGAGGGGACACGAGACCCCCUGGAGCCACCAGGACAGCCCAGCACGGCCACCGGGGACGGGGACGCGGUGACAGCGUGGCCAAGGGCCACCACGAGCCCUCCCCGGAGCCUUGGGGACCUCGCGGUGACACCGGCGGGGAACCGAACCCGAACCUCCUCGGGUGUCCCAGCCCGGUUCUGGUCCCCCGUCAUCUUCGUGGUGCUGGCCCUGCUCGUGCUCUUUGUCACCUACCACAGGACCAAGGACAAAGGGAUCCGGGACCAGGCCACGAGCGGCAGCGACUCCUCAGAUUUGGGAGCUCUGGUCCAGCCUCAGGUCCAUGACCCCAUCCCAAAAAUCCCGGAGCAAACCGAGACCGCCUUGGACCAGCCGGAACCGCCCCAACACCUGCCGGACUCGCCCCCGGGUGGCUCCUGAGGGUCCCAGGGUGGCCCCAGUGGCUCCCAGGCCCUACAACUCUUGGCCCCACAGCCCCAAAGCUGAAAUAAAUUUAAUUUUAAAAAAGUCAAAACAGAUUCAUUUUAUUAAAAAAACAAAAUUGUACGAUUUUAGUUCCUCUAUGAAAAAAAAACAAAAACAAAAAGCCCGAAAAACAACCAAACACCAACGGAAAAAAAAUUCCUACCACUGCCGGAACGCUCCGAUCCACUGCAAAAAUCCGGGAAAAUCCAAGCUUUUUUUAUAUAUUAAAAACCAUUGAUUUGACAUUUUACAACUUUCUACACGCAUGCACAAAACUCUCGGCUCUGCGGGAAAACAAAUUCCAAACCCAACCCCGAAAACGGAACCAAAAAAAGGGAAUUUUGGUCUCCCAAAAUUCCCAAAUGGAAUCAUGAAUUCCCCACCCCUCCCAGGAAGAUCCAUCCGCCUUAUUUAUUUUUUUUUUUUUGCAAGAAAAUGCCCCAAAAUGGGCUCCCAGUUGAAAUUCCCUAAAGAAUUCCCCCCAAAAAGUCCCCCAAAAAAGGGGGAUUUCCUGGAAUUCGGGAUGGAUCUCCCCAUUUUGCUACUGGUGCUUACUGGGGAAGCCUCCCCUGGCUCCAAACUCUUCCUUUUUAGUGCUUAGGACAAAACCGACCCCAAAACCCGACCCCAAAACGCCUCCCUGGAAUGAAAUCCGGCACUUCCAACCCCACGAGGGUGGAGGUGGAAGCUGGAGCGGGGGG
Taeniopygia guttata (zebra finch) is the source of this 1431-nucleotide messenger RNA. RefSeq lists its product as uncharacterized. The record is from RefSeq and is a predicted model, not a curated record. NCBI's taxonomy places the organism in Eukaryota, Metazoa, Chordata, Aves, Passeriformes, Estrildidae.